Molecule: messenger RNA, 1202 nt
Organism: Eruca vesicaria subsp. sativa (arugula)
Lineage: Eukaryota; Viridiplantae; Streptophyta; Magnoliopsida; Brassicales; Brassicaceae
Source: the annotation of a GenBank genome assembly
CGACAGUCUUUCCUCUCUUUCCUUCUGAACACGAGAAAAAACAGAGAGCUAGAAGCAGUGAAACCCUAGAAGAAGUUUGAAUAAUGGUGAAGCUCACGGCUGAUUUGAUCUGGAACAGUCCUCACUUCUUCAAUGCCAUCAAGGAGCGAGAACUGGAGCUACGAGGUAACAAGAUUCCUGUAAUCGAAAACUUGGGUGCUACUGAGGACCAGUUCGAUACAAUUGAUCUGUCUGAUAACGAGAUAGUUAAGCUGGAAAACUUUCCACUACUCAACCGCUUAGGGACUUUGAUCAUUAACAACAAUCGGAUCACCAGGAUUAAUCCUAAUAUUGGAGAGUUCCUACCAAAGCUGCACACUUUGGUUCUCACAAACAACAGACUUGUGAAUUUGGUUGAAAUUGAUCCCCUUGCCUCCAUUCCAAAGCUGCAGUACCUUAGUUUAUUGGAUAAUAAUAUCACCAAGAAGCCAAAUUAUCGCUUUUAUGUGAUUCACAAGCUAAAAUCACUUCGAGUACUUGAUUUCAUCAAAGUCAAAGCCAAGGAGAGAGCUGAAGCUGCGGCUUUGUUUUCAUCUAAGGAAGCAGAAGAGGAGGUUAAGAAGGUAUCUCAGCAGGAGGUUCAGAAAGUGUCAGAUAUUACAGAAGAAUCAGAGACUCCAAAAGUGGUAGCCCCGACACAAGAGCAGAUUUUAGCAAUCAAGGCUGCAAUUAUCAACUCCCAGACGAUUGAAGAAAUUGCAAGACUCGAACAGGCUCUGAAGUUUGGCCAGGUUCCUGCAGGCCUGAUAUUUCCUGAUCCUCCUGCAUCUGGUGUUAAUGACGGUUCUGGUCCUAUGGAGGAAUAGAAGCAGUUGCUGCUCGAAUACUCAGUUAUGUCUGACAAGCUUCACUGUCAAUUCCUUAGGAAAUUGUAAACUACUUGUGCUCAAGAGCAUCUGUUUUUGAACCUUUGAAAAGAGUAGCAACGAGGAUUAUAAUCUUUACUUUAGUCUGCAAUCACACAGAGGGAGAGAAAGAGAGAGAGAUGGUGCACCCUUUUUCGCAUUAUGAUCUCUUGUCACUUUUAUCUUGAAUCUCGUCCAUCAUUGUAUACUUUUUACUGUGGCACAGAUGCACUGUUCCCAUUUCUCUCAACCUCAACGAUCGAACAUGCUGCAAAAGACGAAGGAGAUCCAAAAUUAAUUUACAAACUGCUUAAUAAC